Molecule: messenger RNA, 949 nt
Organism: Oryza brachyantha (malo sina)
Lineage: Eukaryota; Viridiplantae; Streptophyta; Magnoliopsida; Poales; Poaceae
Exons: 4
Coding region: 1-654 (217 amino acids)
Source: RefSeq, a predicted model, not a curated record
AUGGCUUGGUCAGAUCUUGUGUGGGGAGCGGUUUUGCAACAACAAAGCUCUCUAGGGAAGUUCAUCAACUUUGAUUUGGUUAAUUCGGAGAAGGUACUGAAAAUGGAGGGAAAAACUGAAGGCACAUCGUCGACGCCGCCUGCACUUGCUUACAUUCCCAGAUAUGAUAAGGACGAUGAACACAGGCCAGCCAUAAUUUGUGCUCUCACUGCUCUACCAAUUCCUCCAGCUGCGGCACAAACUGCAGCUGAGGCAUCAGCAUCAGCGCAUGCCAAGUGGCAGCGUCGCACGUUUUGGACAGAGUGUGGCAGCUGCAGGGAGAAGAAGAAGCUCCCCAUAUCUGACAUGAACUCUCAGCUCACCUGCCCUGCCUGCACUGAAACAUUUACAGCAGUGGAGGUGGCUAGACCUAGAAGUGUUGCUGCUUCGCCUGUCGCUGAGAACUCCUCGCAGUCCAGCAGUGCUGCUCUUGUUCCAGCUUCUGAUGUGGUGGUUGUGCCGUUCAACCUGAAUGCAAGAGCUGCUCGUGAGGGAGGUCAGCUAAGUAGGGCAUUCCCUAAGUCUGAGGUUGACAAGCUUCUGAAAGAAAGGAUGAAGGAGAUCAUAGAACUGAAGCUCAAGGAGGGGAAGAAGGGAGAUGGUAAUGGACAGUAGCUGCUGAGCCAUCCCAAGGUUCAGAAGAACAGUGGUGCAGUUCGAAGGUGGGAACCAGUGUCGCGAGUUGUGAGCAUCUGCUUCUGCUAGUGUGCAACUUAUGACUUCAGAAUGGAGGAUUCUUGAAUAAAUAUUGCUGGAUUGAUGCUUUAAAACUAUCUAGAUAAAUAUAUUUGCCCCUAAACAAAUGUUCAAGUAGAAGAUACUACCGUAUUUAAAGAAGUGUAUGCUGAGAACCAUGUCAGGUUCAUUGCUAUGGGAGAACCAUAAUGUUUAUUUGCACUAUUUUAGGGUA